Molecule: messenger RNA, 552 nt
Organism: Nicotiana attenuata
Lineage: Eukaryota; Viridiplantae; Streptophyta; Magnoliopsida; Solanales; Solanaceae
Exons: 3
Coding region: 1-552 (183 amino acids)
Biological process (GO): DNA integration
Molecular function (GO): nucleic acid binding; RNA-DNA hybrid ribonuclease activity
Source: RefSeq, a predicted model, not a curated record
AUGACUAACAAUGAGGUCGAGUAUGAGGCUGUGAUUGCAGGAUUAAGGCUGGCACUCAAGUACGGAGCGAGGCGGAUCGUCCUAUGCCGCGACUCUCAACUCGUUGUCAACCAAGUCACAUGGACUUUCCAGAUCAAAGAGCAAAGGUUACAAAAGUAUCAGGCCGAGAUCUGCAAGCUGCUGCCCGAAUUUGAUGAAUGCCAGCUCGACCAGAUCCCUCGAUCCCAAAAUAUCAAAGCAGGCGGCCUCGCCAAACUAGCGGCGACCACUAAAAGCAUAAUCGGAGAAGGAAAUAUGGACGGCUUGCUCCCAGAUGAUAAAAAAGAACCCAAGAAGCUUCGAAUGCAAGCGGCCAGCCUUCCCAAAGAAAUCAGUUGUGACAAUGGACCCCAAUUCACCGGGAAAAAUGUCGUCGAGUUCUUCGAGAAGUGGCAUAUCCAAAGAAUACUCUCCACCCCAUACCAUCCCAUAGGCAAUGGGCAAGCGGAGUCCUCCAAUAAAUCAAUAGUGAACAUCAUGAAGAAAAAACUCGGGAACGCCAAGGGACUAUAG